This is a messenger RNA of Kwoniella shivajii, 5064 nucleotides long. RefSeq lists its product as uncharacterized. Lineage: Eukaryota; Fungi; Basidiomycota; Tremellomycetes; Tremellales; Cryptococcaceae. The coding region runs from base 1 to 5064 and encodes 1687 amino acids. Gene Ontology annotation, biological process: phosphorelay signal transduction system; protein autophosphorylation. The transcript is spliced from 7 exons. Gene Ontology annotation, cellular component: plasma membrane. Gene Ontology annotation, molecular function: phosphorelay sensor kinase activity; protein binding; histidine phosphotransfer kinase activity. The record is from RefSeq and is a predicted model, not a curated record.
AUGUCGGGUGGUGGAGACGAAAAGGGAAAGUCGAAGGCAAAUGAUGUCGUCGUGGUAGAUUUCGCGCAUCCAGGAAAAUUGCCUCAUGAUAGAGUUAAAGAACCUCAGACACAGGAAGAAUGGCACGAAUUCAUCACUAGGUACUCACUGGGGGAAUACAACGAAAGCUCUUUCGCAGAUGACAGUCCAGCUACGCCGCCCAAACCUUCCCGAAAUCCUUCGAAUGCCUCUCAGCUACAAGUACCAAGUACUGUUGCAGAAAUCUUGUCCUCCUCAUCCACAUCCCUGAGCUCGAGCCCAGGGAUCAACCCUAUUCUUUCCAGGCGAGGCAGCAAUAUUCGUGAUUCCAGCGAGGAAGAAUUGCAAGAGUAUCACCCAGAUACCUCAAAUGCGGGACCAUCAAAUCAAGAUCCAGAAAUCCCAAACAUAGACACAGAUGAGCCUUUGAAGGUCCCGAAAGCAUCGAGCCAGCGGUCCAAAGACAAGAAGAAGAAUGUGAAAGACGAUCAACCUUUGCCGCAAAAUUUCAUGACUGCCGAGAAUAUGCGUCAGUUAGGCUUGAAACAAAGGGAUGAUCGAGUCAAAGAAAGGGAAAAGGAAGAAGAACGCGGACACAGGGACGACGAAGAGGCAUCCAUAAAAGGGAGAACGAGACGUCGGCAUAGAGAUCAUGCAGAGCUCGCUUCUGUUGGCAAGGCAAUGUCAGGUGAUUCAUCUCAGGACGAAGUCGCACCACCGAAGAAAAGAGGACCUCGCAAACCACGUUCAAGAGGAAGUUGGUCACUCAGAUCAAGAUCACAACAAGGCUCAAUGGUCAGGCCUGGUACUGGGCCUUCGCUUGAUAACGCCCUUCUCGAGUCUGGAACCAACGACUCCACAUCAGCCUCUGCUAUUGACGUGACUUACGAUCACACUCGAGAGCGUCAAAGGGUGAAGGAUUUCUUUGAGCAGAACGGAUAUAUGCCUGCUCCAAAACAAGCUCCCGAGGCCGCUAGAAGAAGGUUGAGAGUUAUUCGAAGAUUAGGUUUGGAGGACAUUGACCCAUAUCAUCGAGAGACGUUGGACCGUUUUACUCGACUAGCGACCACUGUAUUCAAAACUUCUUCUGCGUUGAUCAGUAUUGUUUCCAAAGAUCGUCAGAUCUUCUUGUCGGAAGUAGGGAUGGGGAUCAAAGGGACCGGUCUCGACGUCUCAUUUUGUUGUCAUUCAAUCAUGUCAUCAGCCACUGGAGAACAAUGCAUGGUGGUACCAGAUGCCGCUAAGGAUUGGAGAUUCAAGCGGAAUCCGUUAGUUCAAGAAGGUUCAGGCCCAGUACAGUUUUACGCUGGAGCUCCUCUCAAGGUUGGAUCAGGAAGCAAGGCCGCCAUCAUCGGGAGUCUUUGCGUUCUGGAUAACAAGCCUAGGACUUUCUCCAAAGACGACAAGCAUCUACUAGCCGAUUUAGCGGAUUGUGUGGUCAGUGAACUGGAAUUGAUAUACAGUCAGCAAGCGUCCGUGGAAUCUGCCAAGCUUCAUUCAAUAUCUGUCGAAUUCCUCCGUCGAUCACUGAAGCAUCGACCAAACGAAAAGGCUGGCAGCCGAAAAGGCGGCACAGGAACCGGAUCAGCAUCUGAGGCCAAGAAAGGUAACGCUGCAACGUCCAGCACAUCUUCCAGUGGUAAGCGAAUCUCAGGAGCCGAUGCUGCGCAGAAUGACAUCGAUGUGGAUAUCUACGACGAAGCCUGUCGGGAGAUCCGCAACGCUCUUGAUGCUUAUGCGGUAGCUGUUGUGGACCUCUCGCAGUUUCAUCUUUUCUAUCCGACAUACCAAAAUUCAUCAACAGGAGGUGGAUCAUCCACAAGAGGGGGAUCUUCCACUGCUCAUACACGCAGCCAAAAUACUGGGACUGCUGUGCAGUCUAGUUUUGGUGGUCGGACCGGCUCCGUUGCAUCUAGUACUGUUCGAGGCGGUGACGAAGAUGAAGCAGAAGCGUAUUCGAAACCCUCCAACAUCAAGCGUGCCAGGAAAACGUACGCGGUAACGGAUCCUUUAGCUCCAAGUAGGACUCCACAAGUAUUAUUCAUUCCUUCAAGGAGAAGAUCAAAUCCCAAGAAGAGGUAUGGCUACACUGGCGAUAGCGACUCAAACAAGGAAGGAAUAGACGAUCAGUUGGCAGUUUUAGGUUACAGUUGUUCCGAAGAUGGCUUCGCUUUCAACUUUACCUCUUCUCCGGCAGCCCGUAAAAUAAUAUCUGAUUUCAUCGCUUCAAACGUGAAGACCAGGAAGGUCUGGUACACACGAGACGACAACGAAGGCAUCGCUCAGUCAAUCACCCAUCUUAUGCCUCCAGGAACCGAAACGUCUAUGGCUAUGCCUGUCUUUGGCUUCGACGGUCAGGUCAACUUUGCUGUGGUGGCUUGCUGGACCGACCCUCUCUACACUUAUCCUGCCGGCGCAAUGCAAUUCGUGGAGACCAUAGCAGGAAGUUUAUUGGCAUCGGUGAUGAAAGAACGUCUACAUCAGGCGGAGAGGGCUCAACUCAACUUUGCUGCUGCCGCUUCGCAUGAACUUCGAACUCCUUUACAUCAGAUCAAUGCUGCAGCGAGUCUACUACGAAUGAUUCUGCCUGGAAUAUUGGAUACCCACGUUGAAGGACAGACGAACGCAUUCCGAGAAGACAAAACCGAGGCUUUAGCGCAAUUGGACAUCAUCGAAGCGAAUGGCCUAUCGCUCGGUGGUAUCUUAGAAAACAUCAUCGAUACUCUUGACAUUGGUAAAAUGGCAUCAAAAACGGAACCGGCAGCGAGGCUACCUAAUGGAACACCAGUACAGCCCGAUUUAAUGAAGCCGAAUCCAGGAGGUACCGCCGUCCUGGCCGAUUUGGGUGAGGUAUUAGAAAUGGUGGUGGACGAUGCGAUGAUCAUGGAAGCUAAGACCAGGAAAAUGACGGGUGGUGCAGGCUUGGAACAUGUAGAGGUCAUACUAGAGGUGUUACCCAGAAAUAGAGGUGGCUGGAAGAUGUCAUUCGAUUCAGGCCCCCUGGCAAGAGCAUUAGGUAAACUCGUGCACAAUGCAGUCAAAUUUACCGAAAAGGGACACGUUCAUAUAACUGUUCAGGAUGUAUCGCGAGAUGUUGCAUUACCAGGAGGGUAUGACAAUUCGAUCAAGUUAUCAACCAUUUCCAUCGAUAUUAAGGAUACAGGUCGUGGUAUGUCCGCCGAUUUCUUAGAACGAGAAGUCCUUCAACCGUUCGCAAAGGAAGAUGCUUUCACUCCCGGGUCUGGUCUAGGUCUAGGGUUAGCUCAACGUAUGAUCGAAUUACUGGGCGGAAAACUCGCUAUCGCCUCAACAUUAGGCAAAGGCACGGUGGUCCAUGUUGAAAUUCCCGUUCAUCUACUCAACGAAGAUAAUGAUUCAGAUCAAGAUGUCAUCGCAAAAAGCAACGAGACGGCUCCUGAUCCAGUACUUCCAGAGCCUGUCAGACAAGAUGGAAUAUAUCUUAUAGGAUGGACAGAAGCUAAAAACCCCUCGUUGCGAAGAGUCGGGAAAUCUUUGGCUAGACAACUGAAGUUACAUUUCUGUCGAAUUGUAUCAGAAAUCCAUUACGCGAGUCUCAUUGUCGUUCCUGAUGGUGCUUUGUCAGACAGGAAGUUAGCAGAAUUGUGUCGAUCCGCUAGACCUGGUGUACAAUUGAUUGUCAUAGGCAAAGAUCAGUCACUUGAAACACUAUCGUCGAUCAUUCGUGUCCCUUCCCCCAUCGCCUCUCGAGAUCAAGAAGAUGCUGGACAACACGGUCACCAUCAUCAGUAUCGACGGCCAAGUCCCACUAAAUCUGGAUCUUCUCCUGAGCAAAGUCCGGUAUCCGGUCCUGACUCUGAAUACCUCAAGACGGUAAAGACUAUCCAUGUUUCACGACCAUUACGACCUUCAGUAAUCAAACGUAUUAUGGAGCCUGCAAAUCUACCUCCUAUACCACGCGAAACCUAUAAAUCAGAUGUAGUAGGAGGUGAUGAGGCUAGGAACGAAGGUUCUUUGGUUGGUAGUGACCUUGCUGGCGACAAUCCCAAGGAAGGGAUUAGAUCAAAUCCUAGUGAACCGGAAGCGGCUAGGCAAGAUAUCGUAUAUUCUGAUUCUAACGACGACGGAGAAAGACUUGUACCACAGCCGCGAAGGGGUUCAACGGCAUUGUUCACCGGCACAUUCUCACCCGAAUCAAUCCCGAGACCAUCCAGACGUCCAAGCCACCACUCUCACCCUCAUCAUCAUCAUGGACAUGUCCAUCGAGCAAGUCAAAACGAGUCAGAUGCAUUUGAGGGCAAUGACAAAAGUGCUGGUCCCGAUCUUGGAUAUCUCUCGCAAAAUUCCGACGGAAUAGCUUCACUGACAUCUGCCAGUGCGAGUGAUUCAUCGGAACUUGCGCUCCCACCGGGUUUGAAAGAGUUGAAAAGUAGUUCGCAAAACACGGUACAAGGAUUAGAUAACCAGAGCCUCGAUGGGCUACCACUGAAAGUCCUUGUCGUAGAAGAUAAUGCCAUCAAUAGGAAGAUUUUGACCACGAUGUUAAAGCGUACUUCGUGCGAAUAUGUCGAAGCCGCAGAUGGGUUCGAAGCUGUUGAUCGAUUCAGUUCAUUCCAUCCUGAUCUGGUUCUCCUUGACAUCACCAUGCCAAGGAAAGACGGAUUCGCGGCGGCAGCGGAGAUGAGACAAUUCGAAUCCGCUUUUCUCGGUGAAUCAUCCGUCUCCUUGGAGGAAGUCAUGAGAACCCUAUCGAUGUCUGCUUCAUCAGGAACCGACAGUCAUAAUCGAUUGGAUUCAGGACCGUUAUCACCUACAGGUAGCCAAUCAGGUCAAAAUUCAAGAAGAGCUAGAAUUAUCGCCGUAACUGCAAUGUCAGCAGAACAUCAACGUAGAAAAGGUUUAAUCGAAUCGGGUAUCGACAUGUGGAUGGUUAAACCUAUCGCAAUGAGAGAAUUAAGAGGGAUAGUCGAAAACAUGAAAAAGGAAAAAUUAGGUUGGAUCACUUCGGGUGGUUCAACCACUACCACUGAAAUCGAAAGUGAAAGUGGUUCUUUGUUAAGAGGAUGA